Molecule: messenger RNA, 945 nt
Organism: Chironomus riparius
Lineage: Eukaryota; Metazoa; Arthropoda; Insecta; Diptera; Chironomidae
Source: the annotation of a GenBank genome assembly
UUCUCAAUGACUUAUGAGCAUUGCAUAUACAGACUUGACUCUUUCAGGGUCAUAAGUAGAUAAACAAGAAAUAAGCAGUCUUUGUAGAACAUUCAAAGUUACAACAAGUGAAGUAAAAAUGCCGCUUACGCUUUAUUUUGCUCAUGGAUCACCACCAAGUCGUGGAGUUUUGCUUCUUAUGAGAAAGAUGAAGCUAGAAUUUGACUUAAAAGUUAUUGAUUUAGGUGCUCAAGAGCACUUAAGUAAAGAGUUUUUAAAAUUAAAUCCACGCCAUCAAGUUCCAGUUUUAGUCGAUGAUGAUUUAAUUUUGACUGAAUCUAGAGCAAUUUUGGGCUAUCUUGUCAGUAAGUAUGAUAAAAAUUCAUCAUUAUAUCCAUCUGAUGCUGCAAAAAGAGCAAAAAUUGAUGAACGAUUAUAUUACGACGCUACUGUUGUCUUCCCUGCUGGUGCACAAAUUAUUGUCUCUGUAUUAUACGAGAGAGUCAAGAAGAUUCCAGAAAAGCAAAGAGAGAAUUUGAUCAACACGUUGAAUGUAUUGGAAAGUUUUCUCAAUCAAAACAGCUGGUUUGCCGGCAAUGCAUUGACCAUAGCUGAUAUUUCCAUUGUUCCGACAAUCACCACGAUUAAGGCACUUGGAUACGAUUUAACCAAACAUCCAAAACUCAAUGCAUGGUAUCAACACCUUGAAUCGUCGUUGCCAAAUUUUGAAGAGAAUGUAAAUGGCGCAAACAGCCUAGCAGAAAGAUUGUUCAGUAUAAUGGAUGAUAAAUUGUGAGACACAUCUGUUAGAUCAAUCAAAACGCUUUUAUCAGUAUAUUUUGACUUAAUACCCAUCAUUUGUCAGAUAAGGUAAUGAAUGUCAAAGCAGUGGUGUCGAAAAGAAGAAAGAAUCAAUAAAUGUAGCUGUUUUGAGCAAAAAGUGACUGUCUUAAGAUUUUUUCAGCC